CCAAAAGCGGGAAAGAAUAAACCAACUUUAAAUGCAGGUUGACCCGGAUUAUGACGACAGUCCUUACGAAAAGGAUGCGAGAUAUGAACCGCAAUAUCCGCCUACCGUUGAGCUAAUGGGAACUCAUCCGGUGGUGUACAGUGCAAAUGGCUCGCAUGGUCUUUGGGGAUCACCAGACGUGCAUACCUACGUCCCGGGUUUACCUCUCCAGGACUUCACCGAUGAAGGAAUCGCUUGGACAACAUGGGAUAACCUUAUUCUCAUUCCGUGGUUGCCGAGCAACAUUAGCUACGAAGGAAAUUUGAACUGGUUAAGUUUUCUUGGGGACUGGGGUAACAGCGCUGAAGGAUGUGAAUACGAAAUUGUUACGGGUGAGUGUGAACUCGGUUCGGGGCCCAGUGGUCCAAGAAGCAAAGUUGAUUUCCCAGAACCACAACCUAAGACAUCUAUGGACAACUGAUAACUGAUGGCCCUACAGAUACUGCAACACAGAGAAAACAUAUUUCUAUGCGGAGUCACGCUUUGCGUAUAGGUUUGCAUUUACUUGCUUUAAAUAAAAUUUAACAAAAGAUUAAUAAAUAGCACAAGUCAGA
Daphnia magna is the source of this 593-nucleotide messenger RNA. RefSeq names its product putative vacuolar protein sorting-associated protein TDA6. Bases 32 to 460 code for a protein of 142 amino acids. NCBI's taxonomy places the organism in Eukaryota, Metazoa, Arthropoda, Branchiopoda, Diplostraca, Daphniidae. The transcript has 5 exons. The record is from RefSeq and is a predicted model, not a curated record.